AUGGCGCCUUCGAAGUACUCAGAACACAUUCUAGCGUAUGAGAUGUGCGCAGUCAGCUACCAGAGCCAGAGACGUCGCACGGACUUGCAGAGCCUCAACCAGGUCGUCUCCAGCCUGGUCUCGGCGUUCGUCAAAAUCGCGUGGCGCGGCAUGGAGCCCUGGAUCCAUUGCACCAACGGGAAAGAGACACUCACCCGCGUGGCCGCAUGGCGCAUUUCUCCCAGCCCGGAGACCCUAGCGGCUAUACCUCCGGCGCUGUUGCCCACGCAGCUACAAGCUGCUGUUCCACACCCUCCCGUGAUCGAUUGGUGUAUUUUCGCCUUUCUAAGGGACAAGCUCAUCCAGUACCACUCUUCGGAUCCCGCGCUGGACGACAUCUGCGGCGAGAUCGGUCUGGCAUAUGUGGUCCAGGCCGAUCUCUCCGAGUUCGUGGUCGGCGCAGAACCUCUAACAGUCCACUUCAGCAUCCAUGAUAUCAUCUGGGGCAUGCAGAACAAUCCCAAGUUAGUGGCAGAUGGUGAUGCUUGCGGCCCAAAGCCAGAGGUCAAGCUCCCAGCACCGGACCUGUACACGCUCUUGCACACCAGGGAAUACGCGCAGCGGGUCUACCAUCAACUCGGGAUCGGGCGAGGAAUCCAAGAAUACCAUCUGGAUCCUAGUCUGUUCGCGAGGUACCCGCACCUCUACGAACCGAGUGCCAAAGUGGCUCAUGGGAUCGCCCUCAGGUCGUCUAACAAGAUCGCCUGGCCUACUCCUCAACCUCUUGAUGACGUGGCAAUGAACUGCUAUCGCAGGUGUGCAUCUUACUAUACCGGUCGCACCGGACCGCUCCACAGGUCAACGGAGCUGAUCGGCUUGUGUGACAAUGCUUAA
Cladophialophora yegresii CBS 114405 is the source of this 873-nucleotide messenger RNA. RefSeq lists its product as uncharacterized. The record is from RefSeq and is a predicted model, not a curated record. Bases 1 to 873 code for a protein of 290 amino acids. NCBI's taxonomy places the organism in Eukaryota, Fungi, Ascomycota, Eurotiomycetes, Chaetothyriales, Herpotrichiellaceae. The transcript is spliced from 2 exons.